Molecule: messenger RNA, 1693 nt
Organism: Panthera uncia (snow leopard)
Lineage: Eukaryota; Metazoa; Chordata; Mammalia; Carnivora; Felidae
Gene: KCNJ14
Product: potassium inwardly rectifying channel subfamily J member 14
Exons: 2
Coding region: 157-1455 (432 amino acids)
Biological process (GO): regulation of monoatomic ion transmembrane transport; potassium ion import across plasma membrane
Cellular component (GO): plasma membrane
Molecular function (GO): inward rectifier potassium channel activity
Source: RefSeq, a predicted model, not a curated record
CCCAUCUGUCAGAUGAGGCCGCCGAGGCGCAGGGAGCACGCCCGGCCGAUGAGCCCACCCAUUCCUGGCGCCCCUGACCUUGCCUCCCGUGUCUCUCUCCGCAGGUUCGGGGCGCCCGCCCCCUACUAGGCCAAGUGGAGGGGGUGUCCCCGCCCAAUGGGCCUGGCCAGGGCCCUGCGCCGCCUUAGCGGCGCCCUGGAGCCAGGAGAGGGCCGGGCCGGCGACGAGGAGGAGGCCGGGCCGGGGCUGUGCCGCAACGGGUGGGUGGCGUCGCCGGCGGGGCGGCGCCGCGGGCGCUUCGUCAAGAAGGACGGGCACUGCAACGUGCGCUUCGUGAACCUGGGCGGCCAGGGCGCGCGCUACCUGAGCGACCUGUUCACCACGUGCGUGGACGUGCGCUGGCGCUGGAUGUGCCUGCUCUUCUCCUGCUCCUUCCUCGCCUCCUGGCUGCUCUUCGGCCUGGCCUUCUGGCUCAUCGCCUCGCUGCACGGCGACCUGGCCGCGCCGCCGCCGCCCGCGCCCUGCUUCUCGCACGUGGCCAGCUUCCUGGCCGCCUUCCUCUUCGCGCUGGAGACGCAGACGUCCAUCGGCUACGGCGUGCGCAGCGUCACCGAGGAGUGCCCGGCCGCCGUGGCCGCCGUCGUGCUGCAGUGCAUCGCCGGCUGCGUGCUCGACGCCUUCGUCGUGGGCGCCGUCAUGGCCAAGAUGGCCAAGCCCAAGAAGCGCAACGAAACGCUCGUGUUCAGCGAGAACGCCGUCGUGGCGCUGCGCGACCGCCGCCUCUGCCUCAUGUGGCGCGUCGGCAACCUGCGCCGCAGCCACCUCGUCGAGGCCCACGUGCGGGCCCAGCUGCUGCAGCCUCGAGUGACCCCGGAGGGUGAGUACAUUCCACUGGAUCACCAGGAUGUGGACGUGGGCUUUGAUGGCGGCACUGAUCGAAUCUUCCUCGUGUCUCCCAUCACCAUCGUGCACGAGAUCGACUCCGCCAGCCCUCUGUAUGAACUGGGACGUGCUGAGCUGGCCCGGGCUGACUUUGAGCUGGUGGUCAUUCUUGAGGGCAUGGUUGAGGCCACGGCCAUGACCACACAGUGUCGCUCCUCCUACCUCCCUGGUGAGCUGCUCUGGGGCCAUCGUUUUGAGCCGGUCCUCUUCCAGCGUGGCUCCCAGUACGAGGUCGACUACCGCCAUUUCCACCGCACUUACGAGGUCCCAGGGACACCAGUCUGCAGCGCCAAGGAGUUGGAUGAACAGGCAGAGCGGGCUUCACACAGCCCCAAGUCCAGCUUCCCCGGCUCCCUGGCCGCAUUUUGUUACGAGAAUGAACUUGCACUGAGCUGCUGCCAGGAGGAAGAGGAGGAGGAGGAGGCCAAGGAGGAGGACGGAGCGGAGGCAGAAGAUGGCAUUGCCAGCCCCCAAGUACUCACACCGACCCUGGCACUGACCCUGCCCCCGUGAUGCCAGCUGGUGUCUCCCGAUUUGUACCCCCUUCCCGGAAAUAGCAAGGUGGAGAGAGCAAGGGUCCUCUCCUGGGAUGGGGGCAGGUGUUUCCCAAGACCGACAGGCCUGCUGGGUAAAUUAUUAGCUGGUGAAGGUCUCCCAUGCCUAGUGGACCCACCCCAGACAUACUGGCUCUUAAUUCCUCUGCGUUCCAUGCUCCCUCUCGAGACCCCUUUAUGAGCCUGAUUCCUGACCC